This is a messenger RNA of Chlorella variabilis, 225 nucleotides long. RefSeq lists its product as hypothetical. The record is from RefSeq and is a predicted model, not a curated record. Bases 1 to 225 code for a protein of 74 amino acids. Lineage: Eukaryota; Viridiplantae; Chlorophyta; Trebouxiophyceae; Chlorellales; Chlorellaceae. The transcript has 2 exons.
AUGGGCGCCCUGGGCGACCUCGGCUACGACCACCAGGCGCUGCUGGAUGCGCUCACGGACCGGGUGGUACCGCAGCGGCUGGCUGAGUUCUCGCUGGACCAUCUGUCAGACCUGGUGGAAAACCUGAACAAGCUGGGGUACUACAACAAGACCUUCAUGGCGCUGCUCAAGAAGGCGACGGAGGAUCGCAAGGGGCGGGAACACGCAGAGGCGGUGGUGGCGUGA